AGCCCGGGAACGCCUUUCGCUCUCCCCGCCCGCGAAGUUUGCAGGGCGCAGCGCGCUGCAGAGACCUGGUCUGUUGGCCCGAGGCUGUGCGCUGUCAGUUCCUGCUUCGUUGGGCGCCCGCUCCAGCCGCCGCAGGCUCCACACCAGAGAAGCCGACUGCACCGCCAGGGCUCGCUGCGCGUGGGGCGGGGGCGCGGAUUAGCCGCCGCCCACACCCAGGGUUGAGCUCGCUCCUCUCGGGGUGAUUGCGCGCUGCAGGAUGGCGGCGGCCGCGCGGGUUCCAGGCUGGGUAUUGAGGCCGGUUCUGCUGCUCCUGCUGCUGCUGCUGCUGCCGCCCGCGGUGAACGCCGCUCGGGAACCCGGUACCGCGGCCCGGCUCAGACUGCACCCGCCCUACUUCAACCUGGCCGAGGCGGCGAGGAUUUCGGCCACGGCCACCUGCGGAGAGCGGGAGCCCGGCGGCGCGCGGCCCGAGCUCUACUGCAAGUUGGUGGGGGGGCCCACCGCCGCGGUUAGCGGCCACACCAUCCAGGGCCAAUUCUGUGAUUACUGCAAUUCUGAGGACCCCAGGAGAGCACAUCCAGUCACCAACGCAAUUGAUGGAUCCGAGCGAUGGUGGCAAAGCCCUCCUCUGUCCUCAGGCACACAGUACAACAAAGUCAAUGUCACCUUGGAUCUGGGGCAGCUUUUCCAUGUGGCCUAUCUUAUCAUCAAAUUUGCAAAUUCUCCUCGCCCUGAUCUUUGGGUCUUGGAAAGAUCAGUAGACUUUGGAAGCACCUACUCACCCUGGCAAUAUUUUGCUCACUCUAAAAUAGAUUGUUUGGAACAAUUUGGGCAGGAGCCAAAUAUGGCUAUCACCCAAGAUGACGAUGUACUUUGUACUACUGAAUAUUCCCGGAUUGUACCUUUGGAAAAUGGUGAGGUUGUGGUGUCCUUGAUAAAUGGUCGACCAGGUGCAAAAAAUUUCACCUUCUCUCACACCCUGAGGGAGUUCACUAUGGCUACAAACAUCCGCCUAUGUUUUCUGCGAACCAAUACCCUUCUUGGACACCUCAUCUCCAAAGCAGAGAGAGAUCCAACAGUUACUCGGCGGUAUUAUUACAGCAUAAAAGAUAUCAGCAUCGGUGGGAGGUGUGUUUGUAAUGGCCAUGCCCAAGACUGCAACGCAAACAAUCCUGAAAAAUCGUUUCAGUGUGAGUGCCAGCACCAUACCUGUGGGAAGACGUGUGACCGCUGUUGUGCCGGGUACAACCAGAGGCGCUGGCGACCCGCCACGUGGGAGCAGAGCAAUGAGUGCGAAGCAUGCAACUGCCAUGGUCAUGCCCUUGACUGUUACUAUGACCCAGAUGUUGAGAGGCAGCAGGCCAGCUUGAAUAUCCACGGCAUCUAUGCAGGUGGAGGGGUCUGCAUUAAUUGUCAGCAUAACACAGCUGGUAUAAACUGUGAAAACUGUGCUAAAGGUUAUUACCGCCCUUAUGGUGUUCCAGUCGACGCCCCCCACGGCUGCAUCCCUUGCAGCUGUAACCCCGCACACGCGGAUGACUGUGAGCCGGGCUCAGGCCGCUGCACUUGCAAGCCGAAUUUCCAAGGAGACAACUGUGAGAAGUGUGCCGUUGGAUACUAUCGCUUCCCCUUCUGCCUGAGAAUUCCCAUCUUCCCCAUUUCUACUCCAAGUCCUGAAGAUCCCAUAGCUGGAGAUAUAAAAGGGUGUGACUGUGACUUGGAAGGCGUUCUCCCUGAAAUAUGUGAUGCCUAUGGAAGGUGCCUUUGCCGCCCUGGGGUCGAGGGCCGUCGGUGUGACGCCUGCCGCUUGGGUUUCUACUCAUUCCCUAUUUGCCAAGCCUGCCAGUGUUCGGUCGUUGGCUCCUACCAGACGCCCUGCAACCCGGUGACGGGACAGUGUGAAUGCCUUCCGGGGGUUACAGGACGGCGAUGUGACAGGUGUCUCUCAGGAGCCUAUGAUUUCCCUCACUGCCAAGACUUCACAGGUCGUUGUGACCCAGACGGUACCCUGGACUCCAAUUUGGGACAUUGCCAGUGCAAGGCUCAUGUGGAAAGUCCUUCUUGUAGCAUCUGCAAACCAUUAUAUUGGAAUCUGGCCAAAGAAAACCCCAAUGGAUGUUCAGAAUGCCAGUGCCACGUGGCGGGAACAGUGAGCGGAAUUGGAGAGUGUGGACAGCGAGAUGGUGACUGUCACUGCAAGUCCCAUGUCAGUGGCGAUUCCUGUGACACGUGUGAAGAUGGAUAUUUUGCUUUGGAAAGGAGCAAUUACUUUGGGUGUCAAGGGUGUCGGUGUGACGUUGGUGGAGCCAUCAGCCCCCUGUGCAGCGGGCCCUCGGGAGGAUGCCGGUGCCGAGAGCAUGUCGUGGGGACGGCGUGCCAGCGCCCUGAGAACAACUACUAUUUCCCGGAUUUACAUCAUAUGAAGUAUGAGAUUGAAGAUGGUACCACACCUAAUGGAAGAGAACUUAGGUUUGGAUUUGAUCCCCUGGAGUUCCCUGAGUUUAGUUGGAGAGGAUAUGCUCAGAUGACCUCGGUGCAGAAUGAAGUGAGGAUCAUGCUUAAUGUGGGGAAGUCAAGUCACUCUUUGUUUCGUGUUAUUCUGAAAUACGUUAACCCUGGAACGGAAGCCGUAUCUGGUCGUGUGACAAUUUAUCCAUACCGGGCUGAAGCAGGUGCUGCUCAAAGCAAAGAAGUCAUCUUCCUGCCAAGAAAGGAGCCAGCCUUUGUCACCGUCCCAGGAAAUGGUGUGGCAGAACAAUUUUCAAUUACACCAGGGACAUGGAUUGCUUGUAUCAAAUCAGAGGGAGUCCUCCUGGACUACCUGGUCCUGCUUCCCAGAGACUACUAUGAGGCCUCCUCCCUGCAACUGCCAGUCACCCAGCCGUGCGCCGACUCAGGACCACUCCAAGAAAAUUGCUUGCUCUACCAGCAUUUGCCAGUGACCCGAUUCCCCUGUGCCCUGGCUUGUGAGGCCAGACACUUCCUGCUUGAUGGGGAGCCAAGAGCCUUGGCAGUGAGGCAGCCCACCCCCGCACACCCAGUCAUGGCGGACCUCAGCGGGAGAGAGUCACGGUGGCCUGCCUUCAGUUUCUUGGACUGCAUAUCUGCUACCCUACAGCAGGUGGAGCUGCACCUGCGGCUUCGGGUACCGCACGUCGGCAACUACGUGGUCGUGCUCCAGUAUUCCACGGAAGUAGACCAGUUGUCCGUUGUUGAUGUGCACAUGGAGAGCCCGGGGUCUGUCCUGGCAGGCCAGGUGAACAUCUACAGCUGCAAGUACAGUGUCCUCUGCCGGAGUGUCGUGACUGAUGGCAGGAGUCGCCUCGCCGUCUAUGAGCUGUUGGCAGAUGCGGGCAUUCGGCUCAGAGCACACAGGGCCCGAUUCCUUCUGCAUCAAAUUUGUAUCAUACCCAUUGAAGAAUUCUCAACUGAAUAUUUGAGACCUCAAGUCAAAUGCAUUGCCAGUUACAGGGGUUAUGUUAAUCAAAGUGCCUCUUGUGUUUCUCUGGUCCCUGAAACUCCUCCAACAGCCUUGAUUUUGGAUGUCCCGAGGGGUGAGCCUUCCCCUCUCCUGCCCCAGGAUCCUCUGUCUUCUGCUGAUGUUACUGGAGUCAUCUUGAAGGCGCCGCAGAACCAAGUGACCCUGCAAGGACUUGUACCACGCCUAGGCCGAUAUGUCAUUGUCAUCCACUUUUAUCAACCAGCACACCCAGCAUUUCCCACACAGGUCUUUGUGGACGGAGGGCGGCCGUGGCCGGGUGUCUUCCGUGCCUCUUUUUGCCCACAUGUGCUUGGCUGCCGGGACCAAGUCAUUGCUGAAGAUCAAGUUGAGUUGGACAUCUCCAAGCCAGAGGUGGCUGUGACCGUGAAGGUUCCAGAAGGAAAGUCCCUAGUAUUGGUCCGUGUUCUAGUGGUGCCUGCCGAGGAUUACGACUACCAAAUACUUCACAAAAAAUCAGUGGACAAGUCAUUUGAGUUUAUCAACAGUUGUGGAAGAAACAGUUUUUAUAUUGAUCCCCAGACAGCCUCUGGAUUCUGUAAGAACUCCGCCAGGUCCCUGGUGGCCCUCUACCACAAGGGAGCACUGCCUUGUGAGUGCCACCCCACCGGGUCCAUUGGCCAUCACUGCAGCCCAGAGGGUGGGCAGUGCCCAUGCCGGCCCAGUGUCAUUGGACGGCAGUGUACCCGCUGUCGAACGGGCUACUAUGGAUUCCCACAUUGCAAACCUUGCAACUGUGGCCCACGCCUCUGUGAAGAGAUGACAGGGAAGUGCCUCUGCCCUCCCCAUACUGUCAGGCCCCAGUGUGAGACGUGUGACGUGCAUUCCUUCAGCUUCCAUCCCCUGGCGGGCUGUGAAGGUUGCAACUGUUCCAGGAGAGGCACAGUUGGGGUCACCACCCCAGAGUGCGACAGGGACCACGGGCAGUGCAGGUGCAAGCCCAGAGUCACAGGGCGGCAGUGCGACAGCUGCGCUUCUGGGUUUUAUCACUUCCCGGAGUGCCUUCCCUGCCACUGCAACAGGGAUGGGACGGAGCCAGGAGUCUGUGACCCAGGGACCGGAGCUUGCCUCUGCAAGGAGAAUGUGGCGGGUACAGAAUGUAACGUGUGUCGAGAAGGAUCGUUCUACUUGGACCCAGCAAAUCCCAAGGGCUGUACCCGCUGCUUCUGUUUUGGAAUAAGUAAUCAUUGUCACAGUACACAUAAAAGAAGAGCUAAGUUUGUGGAUAUGAUGGGUUGGCGCCUGGAGACGGCGGACGGAACAGACAUCCCUGUCUCCUUCAACCCGGGCAGCAGCAGUGUGGUCGCAGACCUCCAGGAGCUGCCCUCUACAGUCCACAGUGCGUCCUGGGUCGCACCUCUUUCCUACCUAGGAGACAAGGUUUCUUCAUACGGAGGCUACCUCACCUACCAGAUCAAGUCCUUUGGCCUGCCUGGUGACAUGGUUCUUCUAGAAAAGAUGCCAGAUGUGCAGUUGACUGGUCAGCACAUGUCCAUCAUCUACAAGGAACCAAGUAACCCACGACCAGACCGGCUGUAUCAUGUGCGUGUGCAGGUGGUGGAGGGAAACUUCAGACACGCCAGUAGCGGCGGCCCGGUGACCCGGGAAGAGCUGAUGAUGGUUCUGUCCAGCCUGGAAGACUUGCGCCUCCGAGGCCUCUACUUCACGGAGACACAGCGGCUCUCUCUGAGCGGGGUGGGGCUGGAAGAGGCCUCGGACACAGGAAGUGGGCGCAGAGCACACAACGUCGAGAUGUGUUCCUGCCCCCCUCACUACACUGGUGACUCAUGCCAGGGUUGUAGCCCUGGAUACUAUCGGGUUAACGAAGGGCCGUAUACCAGACGAUGUGCUCCCUGCAAUUGCAACGGACAUUCCAGUCGAUGUCAGGAUGGCUCGGGAACAUGUAUCAACUGCCAGCACAACACCGCGGGAGAACACUGUGAGCGCUGCAAGGAGGGUCACUAUGGGAACGCCAUCCAGGGAUCCUGUAGCGUCUGCCCGUGUCCUCACUCAAACAGCUUUGCCACUGGCUGUGUUGUGAAUGGGGGAAACGUAAGAUGCUUCUGCAAACCCGGAUACACAGGCACACAGUGCGAAAGGUGUGCACCAGGAUAUUUUGGGACUCCCCAGAAGCUUGGAGGUAGCUGCCAACCAUGCAAUUGUAACAGCAAUGGCCAUCCAGGCAGUUGUCACCCCCUGACUGGAGACUGCCUAAACCAAGAGCCCAAAGAUGGUGGCCCUGGAGAAGAAUGUGAUGACUGUGACAGCUGUGUGAUGACACUCUUGAAUGACCUGGCCGCCAUGGGCAAUGAGCUCCACCUGCUCAAGUCUCAGCUGCACGGCCUGAGCACCAGCACCGGGUCUCUGGAGCAGAUGAAGCACUUGGAGACCCAGAUCAAGGAGCUAAGGAAUCAGUUACUCACCUACCGGUCUGCCAUUUCAAAUCACGGAUUAAAAAUGGAUGGUCUAGAAAAGGAACUGGGUAGUUUGAAUCAUGAAUUUGAAACUUUGCAAGAAAAGGUUCAGGUAAAUUCCAGAAAAGCACAAGCAUUACAUAACAAUGUCGAUCAGACCAUCCAAAGUGCGAAAGAGCUGGACACAAAGAUUAAAAAUGUCAUCCAGAAUGUGCACAUUCUCUUGAAGCAGAUCUCUGGGACCAAUGGGGAAGGCAACAACCUGCCUCCAGGGGAUUUUUCCAGAGAGUGGGCUGAAGCAGAGCGCAUGAUGAGAGAGCUACGGAACCGCGACUUUGGAAAGCAACUGAAAAAAGCAGAAGCUGAUAAGAGAGAGGCUCGGCUCUUGCUGACUCGGAUUAAGAGCUGGCUGGAACAGCACCAAGGCGAGAACAGCGCCCUUGUUAAGAGUCUACGGGAUUCUUUGCAUGACUACGAAGCCAAACUCGGCGACCUCCGUGCCAUGCUACAGAAGGCAGCUGCCCAAGCAAAGCAGGCCACUGGCCUCAACCAAGAAAAUGAGAAAGCUUUGGAAUCCAUCAAGACACAAAUCCAACAAACGAAUUCCCUGCGGAGUGAUUUGUCCAAGUACCUAGCCACGGCGGACUCUUCCUUACUGCAGACCAACGUGCUCUUGCAGCAGAUGAGGGAAAGCCAGGAGGAAUAUGAAAAGUUAGCUGCCACUAUAAAGGAAGAAAGACACAGGCUAAAUGACAAAGUGAGAGAACUCUCCCGGUCCACCAGCAAAGCGUCCCUGGUGGCGGAGGCAGAAGCGCAUGCGCAGUCUUUGCAAGAGCUGGCGAAGCAGCUGGAGGAGAUCAAGAGGAACACCAGCGGGAAUGAGCUGGUGCGCUGUGCAGUGGACGCCGCCACGGCCUAUGAGAACAUUCUCAACGCCAUCAAAGCCGCUGAGGACGCCGCCAACAAGGCCACCAGCGCAUCCGAGUCUGCGCUCCAGACAGUGAUAAAGGAAGAUCUUCCUGGAAAAGCGAAAACCCUGAGUUCUGACAGUGAUAAACUCUUGAAGCAAGCCAAGAUAACAGAGAAGCAGCUGCGGCAAGAAAUCAGCCCUGCUCUCAACAACCUACAACAGACUCUGAAGGUUAUAACAGUUCAGAAAGGGCUGAUUGACACCAAUAUCACCGCCAUCCGUGAUGACCUUCGUGGGAUACAGAGAGAUGACAUCAGUGGUAUGAUCAGUAGUGCAAAGAGCAUGGUCAGAAAUGCCAACGACAUCACAAAUGAGGUGCUAGAUGGGCUCGGCCCCAUUCAGACAGAUGUGACGAGAAUUAAAGAUACAUAUGGGAGCACACAACGUGAAGACUUCAACAAGGCUCUCACUGAUGCAGAUAACUCAGUAAAGAAAUUAACCAAUAAACUGCCUGAUCUUUUGAGCAAGAUUGAGAGUAUCAACCAACAGCUGUUGCCACUAGGCAACAUCUCUGAUAAUGUGGACCGUAUCCGGGAGCUAAUUCAGCAGGCCAGAGAUGCUGCAAAUAAGGUUGCUAUCCCCAUGAGGUUCAAUGGUAAAUCUGGAGUUGAAGUCCGGGUGCCAAAUGACCUAGAAGACUUGAAAGGAUACACAUCUCUUUCUUUGUUUCUCCAAAGACCUGACUCAAGAGAAUAUGGGAGGACGGAGAAUAUGUUUGUGAUGUACCUCGGAAAUAAAGAUGCCUCCAAGGACUACAUUGGCAUGGCAGUUAUAGACGGCAAGCUCUCGUGUGUCUACAACCUGGGAGAGCAGGAGUCGGAACUCCAGGUGGACCAGAGCGUGACCAAGAGCGAAACUCAGGAGGCGGUUAUGGACCGGGUGAAAUUUCAGAGAAUUUAUCAGUUUGCAAGUCUAAAUUACACCAAAAAAGCCACAUCCAUUAAACCCGGAACAUCCCAAUUCCAUGAAAUGGAUGGUGGAAGCAGCCACACGCUCCUCAAUCUGGAUCCUGAAAACGUUGUAUUUUAUGUUGGAGGUUACCCACCUGACUUCAGACUUCCUGCUAGACUGAGGUUCCCUCCAUACAAAGGUUGUAUUGAGUUAGAUGACCUCAAUGAAAAUGUUCUGAGCUUGUACAACUUCAAACAAACUUUCAAUCUCAACACAACGGAAGUAGAGCCUUGUAGAAGGAGAAAGGAAGAGUCAGACAGAAAUUACUUUGAAGGUACAGGCUAUGCUCGAGUUCCAACUCAACCAAAUGCUCCCAUCCCAACCUUCGGACAGGUGAUUCAGACCACCAUGGAUAGAGGACUGCUGUUCUUUGCAGAAAACAAGGAUCGCUUCAUAUCUCUAGAUAUAGAAGAUGGCAAGCUCCUGGUGCGAUACAAACUGAAUUCAGAGCCACCGAAAGAAAAAGAAGUUACACAGGUUGUCAACAAUGGAAAAGACCAUUCGAUACAGAUCAUAAUUGGAAAAACCCAAAAACUUAUGAGGAUAAAUGUGGAUUUGGUUGGAAGCCUAAUUCAUGGUGACAUAUUUGAUUUCAGCACAUAUUAUCUGGGAGGAAUUCCAAUUUCAAUCAGGGAAAGGUUUAACAUUUCUACACCUGCUUUCCGAGGCUGCAUGAAAAAUCUGAAGAAAACCACUGGUGUUGUUAGGUUGAAUGACACUGUGGGAGUCACCAAAAAAUGCUCGGAAGACUGGAAGCUCGUGCGAUCUGCCUCAUUCUCCAGGGGUGGACAGUUGAGGUUCACCAAUGUGGACCUCCCUUUGCCCAACGAAUUCCAGGCCUCCUUUGGGUUUCAGACCUUUCAACCCAGUGGCAUGUUACUUAAUCUCCAGGCACAGACCCGGAGCCUGCAGAUCUCCCUGGAAGAAGGUCACAUUGAACUCAACACCAGGGAUAGCAACAAACCAAUUUUUAAAUCUCCACAGACAUACACGGAUGGUUCACUGCAUUACGUAUCUGUGAUAAGUGACCACUCUGGACUCCGGCUUCUCAUUGACGACCAGACUCUGAAAAGCAACCAAAGGCUACAAGACUUGUCAGGUUCCCAGUAUCCCCUGUAUCUGGGCGGGAGUCACUUCGAGGGUUGUAUCAGCAAUGUUUUCAUCCGGAGGCAAUCAGAGAGUCCUGCGGUCCUGGACUUGACCAAUAAAACUUUCAAGAGAGACGUGUCCCUGGGAGGCUGCAGUUUAAACCCACCGCCUUUCCUCCUGUUGCUUAGAGGUUCUACAAGGCUUAACAAAUCCCACACUUUCAAUAUCAACCAGCCAUUGCAGGACACACCAGUGGCCUCCCCACGGAGAAUGGAGAUAUGGCGAGAGGCCCAGUCUUGCUUGCCACCUCCUGGGGCCCAGGCCAGUCAUGGAGCCCUCAGGUUUGGGGACAGGCCCACCAGCCACUUGCUGUUCACGAUUCCCCAGGAGUUGGUGACAAACAGGUCACGGUUUGCUGUGGAUGUGCAGACGGCUUCUUCCAGAGGCCUCGUGUUCUUCACGGGCACUCAGCAGUCCUAUAUGGCUCUUUACCUCUCAAAGGGACGGCUGGUCUUUGUAUUGGGGGCAGACGGGAAGAAACUGAAGCUCAAAAGCAAGGAGAAAUGCAAUGAUAGGCAGUGGCACACGGUGGUGUUUGGGCAAGAUGGAGAGAAGGGGCACUUGGUUGUGGAUGGUCUGAGGGCCCGGGAGGGAAGUUUGCCUGGAAAUUCCACCAUCAGCCUCAGAGCACCCGUUUACCUGGGAUCCUCUCCCUCGGGGAAGCCAAAGAGUCUCCCCCAAAACAGCUUUGUAGGAUGCCUGAGGAACUUUCAGUUGGAUCAGAAACCCCUGGACACCCCUUCUCUGAGUGUUGGUGUGUCCCCCUGCUUGGGUGGCUCUUUGGAGAAAGGCAUUUAUUUCUCCCAGGAAGGAGGACAUGUUGUCCUAGCUAACUCUGUGCUGUUGGGGCCUGAAUUUAAGCUGGUCUUCAGCAUUCGCCCAAGAAGCCUUACCGGCAUCCUAAUACACAUCGGGAGUCGGCCGGGGAGGCACUUAUGUGUUUAUCUGGAGGCUGGAAAGGUCACGGCCUCUGUGGACAGUGAGGCAGGGGGCAUCUUGGCAUCGGUCACACCAAAGCGGUCUCUGUGUGAUGGACGGUGGCACUCCGUGACAGUCACCAUCAAACAGCACAUCCUGCACCUGGAGCUGGAUGCAGAGAACAGCUACACAGCUGGACGGCUCCCCUUCCCACCUGCCGACACUCGAGAGCCACUACACAUUGGAGGUGUCCCAGCUGGUUUGAAGACCCUGAAGCUCCCAGUGUGGGAAUCAUUUUUUGGCUGUCUGAAGAACAUUCAAGUCAACCAUGUUCCCAUCCCUUUCACGGAAGCCCUGGACAUCCAGGGGACUGUCAAUCUGAGUGGCUGUCCUCACCACUAACUCAAACCUAUCACACAACAGGGGAAGCCACACACUAGACCUCUAAGAGCACAGCUCCCCAGCACACCUCCCUCUCUCCCCACAGGAUCAUUCUUGACUUAAGACACCUUCUAGAUGAGGUUGCUAGCAAGUCCCAUUUUGAAUUCUGACCACACGUACUCAUCAUUUGGGCACUCAGUGCCCCAUGUGUAUUUUAUAUAAAAAUCCCGUUUCUCACAGAUGUUGAACAAAUUGUUACACGCUUUUGGUAAUCUCCUCUUCCACUAAAAAUGAAAUGUCUUUUAAAGAACUUUAUCUUCCACCUGGUUAAAAAAAAAUAAAUAUCUUUUAAAGCACUUUAAAAACACACAAAUUGUACAUGUGUUAAGGGCUUAUAACUUAUGGGGUUAAAUAAAGGCAGUGUAUUCUUUAAA
This is a messenger RNA of Mustela erminea (ermine), 10719 nucleotides long. It is a transcript of the gene LAMA3, whose product is annotated as laminin subunit alpha 3. Gene Ontology annotation, molecular function: signaling receptor binding. NCBI's taxonomy places the organism in Eukaryota, Metazoa, Chordata, Mammalia, Carnivora, Mustelidae. The record is from RefSeq and is a predicted model, not a curated record. Gene Ontology annotation, biological process: axon guidance; regulation of embryonic development; regulation of cell migration. The transcript has 76 exons. Gene Ontology annotation, cellular component: basement membrane. The coding region runs from base 260 to 10306 and encodes 3348 amino acids.